UGGCAAUCAAACCAAGCCAAGUUUCGCCUCGUUCAUCUAAGUCGUUAGCUACCCAGGACACACCAGUCCGUAUUUUAACGUCGUCAAAUGUCGACAUCUAUUUUCCUGCUACUUUUUCACUAUUUCACGAGGGUACAGUUUCUUCUUCUGUUCAACCGUCAGCAUUCCCAUCGUCAUCUGUUCAGAUGGAAGGUAAGGCGAGACUGUCUUUUUUUAAAGUUGCAAAUAGAAAUGCAGCUUUAAAGUUGGCACUAUUUGUACAAAUAAAGAAACAAGCCAAAAAACAAACAAACAAAACAAAACAAAAGAUGGAGGUUGGAAGGAAUAAAAAUGUUGUCUUAGUUUUUUGUCCGAUUGCACACGUUUAAGAAAGAAGAAUGCUAUAAUUGUGUACCAGACGCAAAGCAUAAAAAUGUCUUACGACGUGUGACCAAUUUUUAAUUUAAGCACUGAUUUAAAACACUUUUUUCGUUUUUCUCCCUUUUCUAGUGGUAGUAACACCAAGACAAGUUUCACCAUAUUCAUUUACGCCGUUGACAGCUGCCCAGUCCCCACAAGUGCCUACGUUACUCCCGCCAGCACUUCACAAUUAUGAGGUUACGGUCUCUUCUUCUGCUCAUCAGUCUACAUUCCCGUCGUCGUCUGUUCAGAUAAAAGGUCAGGCGCGAAAUAUAUCUCACGUUAAUGUUGCAAGAGUCUCCUCAGUCGAAUUAGUUUUGUAAAUUCUUCAAAUUUAGAGUAACUCGUUACUGUUAAAAUUUGGUUUUCUUAAACAGCUUUGGGUUUUGUAUUGUCACCUUGCUCUUGCUCAAAAUAUGCGAUUCCCUGAAUUUCACCCUGCUAAGAGAGCUUAGUACUUUUACUAUUUUGGCUUUCUUGAGAAAGACUCUGCAUGGAUGAUCGAGUAAAACCUUUGGUGAUCAAUUGCUGCUUGUUAAAUGUGAUAAUGUUUUGAACCCGGGCCUAAAGGCCGUGCGCGUGGUACAGCGGGUUCAAUUGUGAACAUCUAUUUAUCAACAAACGGGUGCUCGCACUCGAAAAAACCAGUUUGACGAUAUGAAAAAGAAGAUUUCCCAGUACAGAAAUUGGGCUUCGGCGACUUCAAUAGAUUGAUACGAUUAAAACAAAGCCUUCUUUUCUCCUUCUCACUCAAGAAAUCAAAGGCUCUGUUCGUAUAGUGCUUGGAUUUGGGUUCCCCCUUGGUAGGAGAUAGACUGCUUACCUGUCAUAAAAUAUAUGUUUAAAAUUAUACCUACCUUCUUCCAUUUGCAGUGGCAAUCAAACCAAGCAAAGUUUCGCCGUGUUCAUCUAAGUCGUUAGCUACCCAGGACACACCAGUCCGUAUUUUAACGUCGUCAAAUGACAUCUAUUUUCCUGAUACUUCUUCACUAUUUCACGAGGGUACGGUUUCUUCUUCUUUUCAACCGUCAGCAUUCCCGUCGUCAUCUGUUCAGAUGGAAGGUAAGGCGAGAAAAUGUCUUUUUUCAACGUUGCAAACUUCUCUUCAGUCAAUAUUUCAGUGUAAUUUCUUCAAGUGCAGAUUUACCACGUUUCAGUUCAAAUUCGGUUUUAUGUGGCAGAUCGGUGGAACCUCGUUCUUCGGAUCCAAAAAGCCUCACUGCACUCACAGAAUACCCCAAAUCUUUCAUUGGUAUACCUGUGGUGCGGACGGACAUUCGGUCGGUGUACGGUCAUGUGAUUACCAUAUAAUCUUUCGCCCAAUUACCCUGGUCCCCUUGAUUUGAGCUGCCCCAGAUAAAAAUUAGUGCUUCUAAAAAUGUGUAGAAAUAUAGCUUUAAAGUUGGCACUAUCUGUACAAAUAAACAAACAAGCCAAAAAAAACAAACAAACAAAACAAAACGAAAAAUCGAGGUUGGAAGGAAUAAGAAUGUUGUCUUAGUUUUUUGUCCGAUUGCACACGUUUAAGAAAGAAGAAUGCUAUAAUUGUGCACCAGACGCAAAGCAUAAAAAUGUCUUACGACGUGUGACCAAUUUUUAAUUUAAGCACUGAUUUAAAACACUUUUUUCGUUUUUCUCCCUUUUCUAGUGGUAGUAACACCAAGACAAGUUUCACCAUAUUCAUUUACGCCGUUGACAGCUGCCCAGUCCCCACAAGUGCCUACGUUACUCCCGCCAGCACUUCACAAUUAUGAGGUUACGGUCUCUUCUUCUGCUCAUCAGUCUACAUUCCCGUCGUCGUCUGUUCAGAUGAAAGGUCAGGCGCGAAAUAUAUCUCACGUUAAUGUUGCAAGAGUCUCCUCAGUUGAAUUAGUUUUGUAAAUUCUUCAAAUUUAGAGUAACUCGUUACUGUUAAAUCCGGUUUUCUUAAGCAGAUUUAGGUUUUGUAUUGUCACCUCUUGCUCAAAAUACGUGAUUCCCUGAAUUUCACCCUGCUAAGAGAGCUUAGUACUUUUACUAUUUUGGCUUUCUUGAGAAAGACUCUGCAUGGAUGAUCGAGUAAAACCUUUGGUGAUCAAUUGCUGCUUGUUAAAUAUGAUGAUGUUUGGAACCCGGGCCUAAAAGCCGUGCGCGUGGUACAGCGGGCUCGGUUAUAACCAUCGGUUUGUCAAUAAACGGAUUGUCGCCCUCGUGAAACUAGCUAGUUUGACUGGUCCAGAAAUUUGGGCUUCGGCGACUUCAAAGGCUUCAAAGGAUCAUCAUGUCAAGAAGGCAAAACGAGACUGAGUCUCCCACUGUUCGCAGGGUGCCUGGAUUUCAGAUCCCGCGAAGGAAAUAGACUCUCAUGUCAUAAAAUAUAGCUUUAAAACUGUCAAAGGUGGCACUUUUUGGUAAGAAAAAAAAAAAUACGCACACAAACAAAGGAACAAAAAAGUUGUUCCGAUUGUUGUCAGAUCACACAUGUUAAAGAAAGGAGGAUGCUAUACUCAAGGUAUAAAGUGCUUUUAAAGAUUUAAAAUUAUUGGAAUUGGUAUACAGUUUUAUGGAAAAUAAUAAUAAUAGUAAUAAUAAUAAUAAUAAUAAUUAUAUAUAUAUUUUUUUAAUAAAAUAACUUUAUUCAUAGAUUCAAAAAAAUAGACUAUUUACAGAUUCAAGAAUAUGAAUAUUAAAAUAUAUACCCUAUGUACAUUCUUCUUGUGUACGAAAGAGAAUUGUCGUAAAAUGACUAUCUAAAAACUACUAAUAACAAUUGAUUAUAAAAAGCAUCAAAAAGUUUAAUAAUAAUGAUAAUAAUAAUAAUAAUAAUAAUAAUAAUAAUAAUGAUGAUGAUAAUAAUUAGUUAAAUAAUCACAAUCAUAAUCAUAAUAAAUAAAAUAAUAAAAUAAGUGUAGAAUACAAAACUCAUCGUCGUAGACAAAUAUACUUUUUUAAUCAGUACAUUGUUUACUCCGGCAGCCCACAAGUGCUCACCACAACUGGCACACGGGGUCUCAUGGGAAACUACAGACAGAGGAAGCACCGAUAAAAAACCUUGUCCGAAUGGAGCUGAAGGUAAGUUGAUUAUUUCAUGUAAUAGGUCUAGACGCUGUCUAAUUUGGAAAUAAUUGGAUGAAAAUACAGCUAUUUCAAAAAAGGGUAAGGGAGGUUGUACGACCGAAAGGAACUGUGGUUACGCUGUUUGAUAUGCAAAAUUUGAUAAGUUGCGUUUACCUUACGUAAAAAUGAAUACACCAACUUUGAACGUAAUUGUCUGAGGGUUCUUGACUCCGAAGACAAAACAAGCUCAAAAUAAGCUUCCUCGUUUCCUCGUAUGAACGGCCUAUUGUCUCCGACUUAACAACGCCAGUCACGAGAAAUUUAGAAAUAUAGCGCUCAGGGCUUUUCUUUUAGAGACGCCCAAGAAAAAGAAGCCUCUGCAACUGAAUGCUGAAGAACAUGGACAAACCAGAUAACCCCGCCUUCGAGGGUCUUCACUAAAUGGAGCCGGCAUCGUUGACUAGCUUAGAUAGUUGAUUAUUUGCCAUCAAUAUUCAGUGGUAUCAUCUCCGUUCGACAAUUGCCAUUUGCCGUUCUCUCCGACAACCUUUUUUGAAAUAGGUGUAUUUCCUAAAGCAGCUUUAAGUAAAACAAUUCCUUGUACGGCUUUUUCGCCUUACCACACGGUAGAAAUGAUAAAAAGAAACCAGUAGCAAUAAAUUUAAACAAUAAAUUUCAUGCGAGAUGAAUUUUAGAUGACUUAACUGUAAACCUCAGUAAUACAAACCGUACAAUUGCAGGCUAUGAGUAUUCAAAUUUAUUUUAAGGAUAUUAACCUCCCUCCCACCCCCCAAGUUUAUCUAAGGUCUGGACCCGCCCCUGCAUUGUUUAUGAUAUCCGAGGAUGGUAGCGAAAGGAAAAAGAAACUUGAUUGAAAAGACCUUUACAUGUGUCUUGAUACUGCAGAGCGAAAUGACGCAAAUCCUAUACACCAUUUCAUUUCAACACGCGUGUUCUCACGCCUCAGUGUUGGUGUCAAGUGACGCCCUCGUACUAGAGAGCAAUCCUUGAAACUCUUGUCAACUUUCCUCCCUUAGGUACUGCGAAGCGAAAAUGCUCUUACGAUGGAACAUGGGAAAAUGCCAACUUUUUAAAUUGUAGGUCUGCUGAAUAUAGUAAACUCAUUAGCAAGGUAUGUAAAUCAAGCCUAAUUUCAGAGUGCAUUUACAACAUACUUUGGGUGAGAUAUUUGAAAAACGUCCAGCUCGGAGACAUUCGUGUUAUUUCCUUUUUUCUGUUUUUGUGAUCUGUACAAAAACAGUUGUUGAUGCUGAGUGGACAACGUUUUUUUUUUUUUUUGAAAUGUUAACUAUAAAAUAUGACAGGAAGGCAUUGGUAAACAUAGAAAAGCUUCAAACGCUUACAAUGCAACUUUGGCUUCAGUUAUUUGUUUGCAGAAGUUGUACUUCAACUUACUGGCCUGGUAUGCCGUUUCUUCGCUUAUCAUAUUGGCGAUCACAUCAAAUUCCUAUCCCUCGUGACUUAAAAAAGGUUCCGCUUUGCUUCUUAUUUUUGCACGUUCUCGACUUCGGGCUUACAAUUUCCUUCCGAAAAAGCUGAGUUCCACUUUUCUAUUGAAAACUUGCGUUACAUUACGUUAAAUGACAAUUACAUCUUAGUACAUUACACCACAAAACUUACCGCGAAAGUAACUAGUACGCACACUCAGUUGUUAAAACUAGCAUGACGUUAUAUACAGUCGACUCUCUCUUAACGGACACUUCUAUAAGACGGACACCUCUAUAAAACGGACACUUAGAGUUGGCCCCUGCCUUUCUUUACUCCCUUUAUUUGACUUUCUAUAAGACGGACACUUAGUGCCUGUCCCAAAGGUGUCCGUCUUAGAGAGAGCUGACUGUAAUUGUUGCCGUGAGCUAGAGAGAGAACUAAUAUUCAAAAGAACACUGAUUCCGUUUGAUCUAGAUUACACACAUUACUGUGGAAAAGAGUAACCCACCUCUUAUAAAUUGUGUCCAUUUUGAUUGUUUUAAUACAUGUAAACUUUUCUGUUUCAUACGUACUCUUUUUUUUUUUUGCUUUUAGAUGAACGCUAUUGCCAGUGGAUCUUCAAACCUUACUGUCCCCCAAGUUCUAGCUCAACUGAAAAAUGCAACUAAACCGAUCAUAAAUUCCCCAGAAAGGCCAUCACAGAUUUACGGAAGGGAUUUAAUUGCAGCAGUGGAAAUCCUAGCUCAAAUAACAGAGUAUAGCAAACACCGCAACGUGAGUUCUAAGGAAGAUUUCCAGAAUAUUGCACACGUGGCCAGUAAUUUGUUGGAACCAGUAAAUAGCCGCACUUGGAUGGCCCUGGACAAGGUAAUUUGGCUGUUAUGAUUUAUCAGAGACACAUCAGUAAACUUUAAUCAAAAUCGCUGUUGUCGGCGGACGCGAAGUCCAUCAGUGACAACUUGGGGCAUUUAAAGAAAUACAUCGUGCUAGCUGGGGACUUCCUAUAACUUGCUGGAUUUUGGCGUAGUCGAGAAAGUCUCUGUGUGAACCGAGUAUGAUGUUUGUUGAGCAUGCGCUGCUUGUUGCUGGGAUACGGUUUUGAACCUAGGACUACACAGUAAUUGGCGAGGGAUUGGUGUAGUGGGCUCUUUUACGAAGAUCGAUUGAAUUAGAAACGGAUGAUAUGCUCGCAGUCAGAAAACCACUUUAACGACGUAGAAGAUCAAGAUUUAGUUGUCUAGAAGUUCGGGUUUCGGCGACCUCAAAGACGUGCCUAGAUUCAGGCAGAGCCUCCUUUUCUCCUUCUCACCCAAGAUGCCACAAAGAAUCCCUGCUUGCUUCAUGACUAAGAAAUAUUACUAGCUAAUAGACAUACCCAGUGGUCAAACAUGCUAGUCUGCAAUUAACUUGAGAUCAAUUACCCCUACAAAGUACAAUGAUACAAGCUUUUGGUUUUGUUUGUUUGCUUUUUUCGUUUUUUGUAAACCCAGUGAAACUCGUUGGCACAAUCAAGAUUAGGCCAUUUUACCCAUGCGCAAAAAAAAAAAAGAGUUUCAAGAAUAGCAAAAUGCUUUAAGACGAUCAUAUAACUUUAAAAUCCUAGUGUAGUGUUUAGUUAAAUCCAUGAUGGUGGCCAUAUUGAAUGACGUCAUAGGUAGCUAAUAGCACCUAAACAAUCAAAGUUUUCUUCAUACCUACCACCAAGGAAAACAAAAUUAUAUCUACUCUAAUAUUUUGAGUGACCCGUACGUGAGAUCUCCGUUAAUGUUAGAACAAGAUUAAAGUCAGUAUUCUUCUAACGUCUAAGUCUUUUUUUUUUCUUUCUGCCAUUAGGCCCAUAAAAACAAGAGUCUAAUCCUACUCUCAACAUUGGAUAGUUAUGGAAUGGAAGUCCCUCUCUCAUGUGAGAUGUCUGGAAAACCCAACUCGGUGGAAGCCAAAAACCUUCUGAUGAUGAUUGAAGAUCGGAAUUGUUCGGUUUCGGUAUGGAGAUCAAGAUUUUGUUCUGACAAAUUUUUUUAUGUUGAGGCAACCAACGAAAAGUCAGUUGAAUGUACAAAUCAGUGUUUUUAUUGUUGGGAAUUUGUAGAUAUUUUAAUAAAAAUAUAGAUAUAAAGAUGAGAACCAGAAUGGAAAUAAUAAUAAUGAUAUUAGGAGGCACCUUUGCCGAGUGGUCAGCGCUUUGGACUCGCAAUCCGGUGGUCUCGAGUUCGAGUCCCCUUCUGGCGACUUGCUGGAUUUCUUCUCGGUCGUCCCGAGUUUAAAACCUCGACCACUUUUGCAAAUUAAAAGCCAACGGGUUGAAUCUGCUGCCAGUUGGGUUUUUUAAUACUGUUAUGUUGUAUUUGAAUUACUUGUUUCUAAAUAGUUGAGCGGAGUGCCUAUAAACUAGCUGGAUAAGCUAAAAAAAAAACGAGCCUUGUUUUUAAUAUUAAUGAUUUUACUCUUUUCAUGCAGAGAUCAAGAGGCAACGACAGUUAUAUUUCAUACAGUAACACUACAAUCUAUUUACCUUCAACCGUCUUUUCAUCUCCAAACUCCCGGGCUGUAACUGUCAUAUAUCUUACGUUAAACGACAUUCUAGCACUCCCAAAGGAAAAUGCAGACGAGGAUGACAAGCGCAUUUUAGCCGAUACUACGAUCGUCUCUACAGUAGUUCGUCCCAAGCCUCCAGCUGUCUUACGUGACCCCGUCAAGAUUGUGCUAAAGAACCGAAAGGUACACGAAAUUAGAUUUUAUUUUUUCAUAAGUGGAGUAUACCUAUAAUCGUUCACCUUUUAUCUUUCAACUCGAACACAAAGAGGUUGUUGAUUGGUGUAACUAUUUUAAACAAAGACAGUGCACCUUUCGCCUUUCAUACCAGGGUUUUAGUGUGUUUAAUCAAAUGGUGACUGGUGAAAUUAGGGAGUAAUUUCAUUUGCGUUUUGUCCAAAUUCUAAUAAUUUUAUAAUUUGGGCAAAAGGCAAGUGAAAACAUUCCCUAAUUUCAGGGGUGAACCAUUGUAUUUAUUACCUAUUAAUAUCAUGGAUGACAACGCUCACAAUCGUAGGUUUUUGGCUAGUUUAUAAAAUUGGAUAUCGAUCCAGAACUCCACAGCGCUUUAAAAGUUUGGCUUAAGUUCAGAAUUUUCAGAAUUUUCGAAAAGAAAAAAACCCUAAUAGAAUUCUUCUUGAUGUACCCUUUCGUGUGUUUAUAUAGGUGUUUCUUAAAUGUCGUUUAAUGCCCAGAAAUCUUCAUUAACAAGAUUUUAAAACUUUGCCGUCUGCUAGCCGCCAUCUUGGCACUGACACGUAAUCGGAACGUUGCCAUGGCAAUUUUGUAAUUUCACAUGUGAAAUUAUAUAUUAACCCAGCGUGGGAGACAGGGAGAUUUGGAGAAUUGUGCGUACCUCUGAAAAACAUUCUGGCGACGCCAGUGGAUAUUUAUACUGUUUGCGUAAAUUCUUUAAUUUAUUUGUUGUUGUUGUUGUUUCUAGUUGUUGUUGUAAGCUUUUAGCAAACCUUUUUGUAAAAAGCCAUGGAAUUGAAAAGUCGACAAAUUUUCUGCUUUUAUUUAAUCGCUGAAAGGUGAACACUACUUCACAAAAACGGUGCGUAUUUUGGCGGCCCGACGAAGCAGCCAUCUGGGGAACAAGCGGUUGUACACUUGUGCCCAGUGAAUCGAACGCGUCCUUCACAACAUGUAAAUGCAGUCAUCUUACAAUCUUUGCGGCGCUUGUGGAUCCAUACGGAAGACCGGUACGUUAAUAACAAAAGAAAGAUAUAUAUUCUAAUCAAGAUAUUCAAGGAUUAAACCAUAUUCGAGACCUUGACAAAUGAAUUUGGUGUGUUUUUAAGCUGACCCUACAAUGAAUGAUGCAAUGACAUCAUAUGACUGGCAUCCAUUUUGAAGUCGCCAUAUAGACCUCUUUCAUAAUGGCGGAUCAUUAAUAAGUAUAUUCUUUUUUGAGUAUGACGAGUAAGCCUUUUUUGACCUCAUUCGCAUUAGCAUUAGCAAAACACAAAACACAACCGGAAUUGUCACUUACUUUUUAACGUAUAAAAGAAUAAUUAAAUGGGCUGCUAAUAUGAAAGAGGUCUUUUAGAUAUCCUGGGUUGCAAGAAGCGUCAAUUACCAUAAUUAAAUUUUGUCAAUCCUUUAUGUGCGACCAUUUCUCGUAAGCUGGUAAGCGACCACUCAUCCUAAGUGACCACCCUAAUUCAGUUUAAGCAUUACAAUUGGAACGUCUCCUGAGCAUUAUCUCAGUUUUUCUAUGCGAGCGCCUCUUUUAAUAAAACGCCGUUAAAAAUUCAAUUUGAAUAUAAUUAACUGAACUCGCCAAGUCUUCAUUUUACUAUAAGGUAAUAUUAAACAACGGAAUCUGAAGGACUAUUCCAUGGGGCGUUUCUAAAACGCUGUAAAACACAUUCUGCACAUAUUCGCGUCUGCCUUCAAAUUUCGCCAUUGCAUUGUGUCCUGCAGUCUUUUCACUGAGAUCUAUAAGUACAACAAGUACCUGGGCGAAGCACUAAUUAAAAAUAGCAAAUGGGUUUUCCAUACCACAGAAACUGAGAUACGCUUCGGCCAAUUAAAUCUAUUAUUAGUUGGGAGAAGUAAAUUUCCUGCCAUUUUGAUGCAAAACGAAACUGCAAAUUACACAUUCAAGUACAGCAUAAACAGGGCUGUCAUACGGUAUGCGUCAUCUCGUUACUAAAGGAAAUUUUUCAAAAUGGACAACCUAAGCAGUAACAGUCUGUAUGGAGGAUUUAGUCACUAUCCUACCCGGCCUUUUCUUUUGGCUAAAAUCUUUCUAAGAACGGUAUUUGGCUUGUAAAAAAGUGCCUUCAGUAACAUAGAUGUAGCUAACAACCAGAUUUUAUCUUAAUACAUGCCACAGGAAAAAGGAAGCCACAAGGAAGCCCUGGAAAUCAUUUCCAUUGUUGGUUGUUCCAUUUCUUUGGUAGCUGUAAUUCUUACCAUCAUUUUGUUGACCUGCUUUUCCCGCCCACUUGAGGCAGGAGUUAAAGUGCUCAUUAACUUGUGUGCUGCAAUUGCAAUCACCUGCGUGCUGGUAAUAUUUGAAGGAUUGGCAAGAAGGAAGGUGGGCGGCGCAUUUAAAUCGUUUAAGAAAUAAGGUUGUUCGUAGUUAAUAACAUGCCAAAUAAUAGGUUUAGGUGGAAUAUGCUAGUAGGCAUCGUACACUGUGGUUUCAUUUAAGUUAGACAAUUCAGCAGUUAAAUUUCGGGAAAAAACAAACAAACAAACAAAACAAAACACAAAGGAUUGUAAGUAUCUGUGUAAUUAUAUUCAUCUAAUCCUAUUGGCGUUAUUUUACUCUACUUGAAUAUGGUUAAGAACCAUUUGAUAGCUACAAACUAACGCCAUAAUAAAUCAGUAAACAAGAACACGAAACAGUUCAAUUUUGUUCUUCCCAGCCAAAGUUUCUAUCCUUUGUUGUUUAUUAAUCGUCUUUAGAUUGAAGGGUAAGUGAUUGGAUUGAUUCUCCAGGAAAGGUGAAGCUUGCUAUAAUGAUUUUUUUGUUUUAUGACUCCUAGGCUGCUUGUCCGGUAGUGGCCGGGUUAUUGCAUUACUUCGCACUGGCUUUAUUCUCGUGGAUGCUUUGUGAGGGUAUAUUACAUUACCUUAAGGUCGUUAAACCGCUGAAAUAUGGCUUUGCCGUUGACGACUAUGUGAAGUACUUUUACAUGUGUGGAUGGGGUGAGUUUCUAAAAGCUGUUUAAUCUACGUCCCUGCAAGAACAACCCACACUAUCAUAUUUUGUGUUUCUCAUUUAAUGUCCUUAAUAACCUUAUGUUUUCAUUAUAAAUUUUAAUUGAUCAUGAAAGAAUGCAUUAAGAAGACAACUUCUUAACCCUCGGACGUACACGCUAAGUCAUACCCCCACCGAGGUACAAUAGUGGGGAGGGAGUUGAUGGAACCUCCCCCCUUGAGUUUUUGAUAUGUUGCAGUAUUUCGAAACGAUUUCGCUGCUGGAGGUCUGUGACGUCACCAAACAUGGUUACCAUAUUGGCCGCCAUCUUGGAUAUUUUCAAUUCUAAGAAAUUAGGUAAAAACAGUGAGAAUUAAUAUUUUUUGCGCUUAACAUGUAAAAUAAUACAAAAAUAGUUACUUUGCGUCAUUUUAUCCACAAGCUUUACUUUUAUUCCUAAAAGAGGUUGAAAAUAGAUGCAUUUUCACUCAAAAAUGGCUUGACCACCUCCUACUUAUGACGUCAUAUUGCGUAACCAUAGCUGCCGACCACCACUAAACUUUUUUCAAAAUGCGAGCGAGGAAUAAACGAACAGCUACAGAAUGCUUCAAGUGUUGAUGUUUUUAUCGUCUAGGAAAAAUUCAGAAAAACCUUAGGGGUGUACGUCUCAGGGUUAAAAAAAGCAUUUUGAACAAAAUGCGAUUUUUUUUUUUAGAUUAUUUUGACAGGCUAGUUAAAAAAAAAUUGUAAGUUACAAGGCACUCAAUUUAAACCAGACUUUUAACUUCACACCAACCUUUGCAGCUGGCUAUCAGGACUACUCCUUAGGAGAUCCAACCUGACCUUGUGACUUUGUUAGCUGUGUUUGUCUUGAGAUGGAACUUGUAGAAGUGUUUGUAAAAGAGGGUCCAGGAAAGACCGAUGUAGAUAAAUUUAUAUAAUUAUCCAAGAGAUCGGAGGGAUUAAAGAAGCAAGCAAGAAGUAACGUGUGAUCACUUCGGUGACCAUACAUGACCACUAUACUAGGUGAGGUGAAAUAAUCCCUCUUAUAAUUUUGCUUCAGGCUUCCCAGCCAUCAUAGUUUCCAUUUCCUUGGCUGUCACUCAAGCAAAUGGUUACGGCAGCAAGGCAACUUGCUGGCUUGAUGUUAAGAGUGGAUUGAUUUGGACGUUUAUUGGGCCGACUUUGGUCGUUAUUUUGGUUAGUAUAAAAGAUAUUGUCUAUGGAGUACUACAAUAACAAUGUUAUUAAUCACUAAUCAAGUGACUUUAUACUAGUAAUUAAUGAUUCAGAAUUUCAUAUAUUGUUGCAUUUCCAAUUGUACCACCUAUAUGAUGCUUUUAUUAAAUACAUUUUCUUUUUACGAAAAAAAAAAGAUGUUUAAAGAGACCAAACUAAUCAAACUGCUUUCUAUUUUGUUUGACAGAUAAAUUGUGUAGUUUUAUACCUGGUUAUGCGUAAGAUAAUGAAACCGGUGAAGGGAAAAGUAGAGGAGAAAACGCAGGUCACAAAAUUAAAGGCUGGAGUAAGAGUCUCCAUGGCCAUUCUUCCUUUGGUCGGAAUCACCUGGGUGUUUGGAAUUCUUAGCUUUAGUUCUUAUACCAUCGCGUUCAAGUACAUAUUCGCCAUCUUCAAUUCUCUUCAGGGGCUGAUGAUCUUUAUUUUUCAUUGUGCCCUUAACGGCAAGGUAGGUACUAAUCUUGAAGUGCCAUGUUAUUAUGAUUAAUAAUAUACACGAAAAUGUUACUCAAUUCUGAUUGGCUGAGAAAGGAGUGCAGUUCUUCUGUAACACGAGUAAAAAACUUGUAACACGAGUGCAAAUUGCAAAUAUGGUUUCUGAUUGGCUGAAAACACAAAAAAAAAACACCAAGAACCAAUCAGAUUAGAGCUGUUUUCACGACAAACAAGCUACUUAUAACAGACUACGCUAAAGUAAAAAAAGUAAAGAAUAACGGUUGCAACAACAAGCAAACCAUGACAGCUACACUUUUCAGCAAUUUAAAUGAACAAGGAUACAAGUUUUCCAUGAUAUACAACAGGGAUUUCAAGUCACGUACGUUAUUUGUUGGUGUUCAACAAGGUGUCCGGUUGCUCUCUUUAAGUCUUUUGUGGAGCGAAGACCUCUAUUAAAACAUCCAUGCGAUGCUCUGUUUUUUUUCUACCUCAGUAGCAAGCGAAAUCAAAAAUUUAAACAUCUGGUCCAAACUAAACCAAAGGGCGAAAAUACCAUAAGUAACGUAAUGAAAGUAUCCGUAGCUGGUACUAGCCUUAAAGAAAGUGAGAAAAAAGUUUACGAAUCAUGGAGCAAGAAAAACAACAGUCAGAAAGCAGAAAAAAGCAAAGAUUGUAAGUUCAGAACAUAUCGCCAAUGCCACAGGCCACAGAGGUAUAAAUUUCCUUAACGACCACGAUGAAGCCGACGAAGAAGAGCGACGAUGACUCUUGCAGUAGGCUAAGUGAGAUAAUGAAGACCCUAGCACUGAGAAAAAGCAAAUAUUAUAUUUAAAUACUAGCAGUUUCCGACAUCACAACAAUUGUGGCUCCACUCACCCAUCGAUGGCAGCGUGGGAAGAAAACAAAUUGCCUCCUUCAUUUUCGGGUUAUAAAUCUCAAAAAUUUAUCCAUGAAUCCAGCUAUGAUGGGGUCUCAGGAAAAGACAAUGAUGAACAGUCGUCAAUAAAACCUUAGCAAGUGUCUUCCACCUUUGGCUGCACGAAGCGUUCUCUUAAUUUCAGAACUUGUAAACGCUUCUUGUAAACGCUUCUUGGAAACGCCGAGCCCUCAUAAUGGCGGAUGAAUUGAAAAACACCUACUUUUGCUGAUUAUUGUAAACCGAGAUAUCUUUAACAGGCUGGUGACCAUAUAAAAUCAAUCCUUGCGUUGGUCUUGAAAAAGUUUGAAUUUGAUAAAGGUAGCAGUCUGUUUCAGCCAAUCAGUUGAAUGAACUAAAAACGCGCGCGCUGUCAAAAUUUGUUGCUGUAGUUAUGUUUUUCGUGUAUAUUAUUAUCACGAUUUUUCUCGUGCAAUUUGGAAUAAAAAAGCACUUUUAGAAAAGCUUCAAACGCUUACAAUGCAACUUUGGCUUCAGUUAUUUGUUUGCAGAAGUUGUACUUCAACUUACUGGCCUGGUAUGCCGUUUCUUCGCUUAUCAUAUUGGCGAUCACAUCAAAUUCCUAUCCCUCGUGACUUAAAAAAGGUUCCGCUUUGCUUCUUAUUUUUGCACGUUCUCGACUUCGGGCUUACAAUUUCCUUCCGAAAAAGCUGAGUUCCACUUUUCUAUUGAAAACUUGCGUUACAUUACGUUAAAUGACAAUUACAUCUUAGUACAUUACACCACAAAACUUACCGCGAAAGUAACUAGUACGCACACUCAGUUGUUAAAACUAGCAUGACGUUAUAUACAGUCGACUCUCUCUUAACGGACACUUCUAUAAGACGGACACCUCUAUAAAACGGACACUUAGAGUUGGCCCCUGCCUUUCUUUACUCCCUUUAUUUGACUUUCUAUAAGACGGACACUUAGUGCCUGUCCCAAAGGUGUCCGUCUUAGAGAGAGCUGACUGUAAUUGUUGCCGUGAGCUAGAGAGAGAAGUAAUAUUCAAAAGAACACUGAUUCCGUUUGAUCUAGAUUACACACAUUACUGUGGAAAAGAGUAACCCACCUCUUAUAAAUUGUGUCCAUUUUGAUUGUUUUAAUACAUGUAAACUUUUCUGUUUCAUACGUACUCUUUUUUUUUUUUGCUUUUAGAUGAACGCUAUUGCCAGUGGAUCUUCAAACCUUACUGUCCCCCAAGUUCUAGCUCAACUGAAAAAUGCAACUAAACCGAUCAUAAAUUCCCCAGAAAGGCCAUCACAGAUUUACGGAAGGGAUUUAAUUGCAGCAGUGGAAAUCCUAGCUCAAAUAACAGAGUAUAGCAAACACCGCAACGUGAGUUCUAAGGAAGAUUUCCAGAAUAUUGCACACGUGGCCAGUAAUUUGUUGGAACCAGUAAAUAGCCGCACUUGGAUGGCCCUGGACAAGGUAAUUUGGCUGUUAUGAUUUAUCAGAGACACAUCAGUAAACUUUAAUCAAAAUCGCUGUUGUCGGCGGACGCGAAGUCCAUCAGUGACAACUUGGGGCAUUUAAAGAAAUACAUCGUGCUAGCUGGGGACUUCCUAUAACUUGCUGGAUUUUGGCGUAGUCGAGAAAGUCUCUGUGUGAACCGAGUAUGAUGUUUGUUGAGCAUGCGCUGCUUGUUGCUGGGAUACGGUUUUGAACCUAGGACUACACAGUAAUUGGCGAGGGAUUGGUGUAGUGGGCUCUUUUACGAAGAUCGAUUGAAUUAGAAACGGAUGAUAUGCUCGCAGUCAGAAAACCACUUUAACGACGUAGAAGAUCAAGAUUUAGUUGUCUAGAAGUUCGGGUUUCGGCGACCUCAAAGACGUGCCUAGAUUCAGGCAGAGCCUCCUUUUCUCCUUCUCACCCAAGAUGCCACAAAGAAUCCCUGCUUGCUUCAUGACUAAGAAAUAUUACUAGCUAAUAGACAUACCCAGUGGUCAAACAUGCUAGUCUGCAAUUAACUUGAGAUCAAUUACCCCUACAAAGUACAAUGAUACAAGCUUUUGGUUUUGUUUGUUUGCUUUUUUCGUUUUUUGUAAACCCAGUGAAACUCGUUGGCACAAUCAAGAGUACGCCAUUUUACCCACGCGCAAAAAAAAAAAAAGGGUUUCAAGAAUAGCAAAAUGCUUUAAGACGAUCAUAUAACUUUAAAAUCCUAGUGUAGUGUUUAGUUAAAUCCAUGAUGGUGGCCAUAUUAAAUGACGUCAUAGGUAGCUAAUAGCACCUAAACAAUCAAAGUUUUCUUCAUACCUACCACCAAGGAAAACAAAAUUAUGUCUACUCUAAUAUUUUGAGUGACCUGUACGUGAGAUCUCCGUUAAUGUUAGAACAAGAUUAAAGUCAGUAUUCUUCUAACGUCUAAGUCUUUUUUUUUUCUGCCAUUAGGCCCAUAAAAACAAGAGUCUAAUCCUACUCUCAACAUUGGAUAGUUAUGGAAUGGAAGUCCCUCUCUCAUGUGAGAUGUCUGGAAAACCCAACUCGGUGGAAGCCAAAAACCUUCUGAUGAUGAUUGAAGAUCGGAAUUGUUCGGUUUCGGUAUGGAGAUCAAGAUUUUGUUCUGACAAAUUUUUUUAUGUUGAGGCAACCAACGAAAAGUCAGUUGAAUGUACAAAUCAGUGUUUUUAUUGUUGGGAAUUUGUAGAUAUUUUAAUAAAAAUAUAGAUAUAAAGAUGAGAACCAGAAUGGAAAUAAUAAUAAUGAUAUUAGGAGGCACCUUUGCCGAGUGGUCAGCGCUUUGGACUCGCAAUCCGGUGGUCUCGAGUUCGAGUCCCCUUCUGGCGACUUGCUGGAUUUCUUCUCGGUCGUCCCGAGUUUAAAACCUCGACCACUUUUGCAAAUUAAAAGCCAACGGGUUGAAUCUGCUGCCAGUUGGGUUUUUUAAUACUGUUAUGUUGUAUUUGAAUUACUUGUUUCUAAAUAGUUGAGCGGAGUGCCUAUAAACUAGCUGGAUAAGCUAAAAAAAAAACGAGCCUUGUUUUUAAUAUUAAUGAUUUUACUCUUUUCAUGCAGAGAUCAAGAGGCAACGACAGUUAUAUUUCAUACAGUAACACUACAAUCUAUUUACCUUCAACCGUCUUUUCAUCUCCAAACUCCCGGGCUGUAACUGUCAUAUAUCUUACGUUAAACGACAUUCUAGCACUCCCAAAGGAAAAUGCAGACGAGGAUGACAAGCGCAUUUUAGCCGAUACUACGAUCGUCUCUACAGUAGUUCGUCCCAAGCCUCCAGCUGUCUUACGUGACCCCGUCAAGAUUGUGCUAAAGAACCGAAAGGUACACGAAAUUAGAUUUUAUUUUUUCGUAAGUGGAGUAUACCUAUAAUCGUUCACCUUUUAUCUUUCAACUCGAACACAAAGAGGUUGUUGAUUGGUGUAACUAUUUUAAACAAAGACAGUGCACCUUUGGUCUUUCAUACCAGGGUUUUAGUGUGUUUAAUCAAAUGGUGACCGGUGAAAUUAGGGAGUAAUUUCAUUUGCGCUUUGUCCAAAUUCUAAUAAUUUUAUAAUUUGGGCAAAACGCAAGUGAAAACAUUCCCUAAUUUCAGGGGUGAACCAUUGUAUUUAUUACCUAUUAAUAUCAUGGAUGACAACGCUCACAAUCGUAGGUUUUUGGCUAGUUUAUAAAAUUGGAUAUCGAUCGAGAACUCCACAGGGCUUUAAAAGUUUGGCUUAAGUUCAGAAUUUUCAGAAUUUUCGAAAAGAAAAAAACCCUAAUAGAAUUCUUCUUAAUGUACCCUUUCGUGUGUUUAUAUAGGUGUUUCUUAAAUGUCUUUUAAUGCCCAGAAAUCUUCAUUAACAAGAUUUUAAAACUUUGCCGCCUACUAGCCGCCAUCUUGGCACUGACACGUAAUCGGAACGUUGCCAUAGCAAUUUUGUAAUUUCACAUGUGAAAUUAUAUAUUAACCCUAAAAUUUCGCCCCAUGAUAUUAGUAAAAUAAGUAACCAGCGUGGGGGACAGGGAGAUUUGGAGAAUUGUGCGUACCUCUGAAAAACAUUCUGGAGACGCCAGUGGAUAUUUAUACUGUUUGCGUAAAUUCUUUAAUUUAUUUUUUGUUGUUGUUGUUUCUAGUUGUUGUUGUAAGCUUUUAGCAAACCUUUUGUAAAAAGCCAUGGAAUUGAAAAGUCUGACAAAUUUUCUGCUUUUAUUUAAUCGCUGAAAGGUGAACACUACUUCACGAAAACGGUGCGUAUUUUGGCGGCCCGACGAAGCAGCCAUCUGGGGAACAAGCGGUUGUACACUUGUGCCCAGUGAAUCGAACGCGUCCUUCACAACAUGUAAAUGCAAUCAUCUUACAAUCUUUGCGGCCCUUGUGGAUCCAUACGGAAGACCGGUACGUUAAUAACAAAAGAAAGAUAUAUAUUCUAAUCAAGAUAUUCAAGGAUUAAACCAUAUUCGAGACCUUGACCAAUGAAUUUGGUGUGUUUUUAAGCUGACCCUACAAUGAAUGGUGCAAUGACAUCAUAUGACUGGCAUCCAUUUUGAAGUCGCCAUAUAGACCUCUUUGAUAAUGGCGGAUCAUUAAUAAGUAUAUUCUUUUUUGAGUAUGACAAGUAAGCCUUUUUGACCUCAUUCGCAUUAGCAUUAGCAAAACACAAAAACCGGAAUUGUCACUUACUUUUUAACGUAUAAAAGAAUAAUUAAAUGGGCUGCCAAUAUGAAAGAGGUCUUUAAGAUAUCCUGGGUUGCAAGAAGCGUCAAUUACCAUAAUUAAAUUUUGUCAAUCCUUUAUGUACGACCAUUUCUCGUAAGCUGGUAAGCGACCACUCAUCCUAAGUGACCACCCUAAUUCAGUUUAAGCAUUACAAUUGGAACGUCUCCUGAGCAUUAUCUCAGUUUUUCUAUGCGAGCGCCUCUUUUAAUAAANGUGUUUUUAAGCUGACCCUACAAUGAAUGAUGCAAUGACAUCAUAUGACUGGCAUCCAUUUUGAAGUCGCCAUAUAGACCUCUUUCAUAAUGGCGGAUCAUUAAUAAGUAUAUUCUUUUUUGAGUAUGACGAGUAAGCCUUUUUUGACCUCAUUCGCAUUAGCAUUAGCAAAACACAAAACACAACCGGAAUUGUCACUUACUUUUUAACGUAUAAAAGAAUAAUUAAAUGGGCUGCUAAUAUGAAAGAGGUCUUUUAGAUAUCCUGGGUUGCAAGAAGCGUCAAUUACCAUAAUUAAAUUUUGUCAAUCCUUUAUGUGCGACCAUUUCUCGUAAGCUGGUAAGCGACCACUCAUCCUAAGUGACCACCCUAAUUCAGUUUAAGCAUUACAAUUGGAACGUCUCCUGAGCAUUAUCUCAGUUUUUCUAUGCGAGCGCCUCUUUUAAUAAAACGCCGUUAAAAAUUCAAUUUGAAUAUAAUUAACUGAACUCGCCAAGUCUUCAUUUUACUAUAAGGUAAUAUUAAACAACGGAAUCUGAAGGACUAUUCCAUGGGGCGUUUCUAAAACGCUGUAAAACACAUUCUGCACAUAUCCGCGUCUGCCUUCAAAUUUCGCCAUUGCAUUGUGUCCUGCAGUCUUUUCACUGAGAUCUAUAAGUACAACAAGUACCUGGGCGAAGCACUAAUUAAAAAUAGCAAAUGGGUUUUCCAUACCACAGAAACUGAGAUACGCUUCGGCCAAUUAAAUCUAUUAUUAGUUGGGAGAAGUAAAUUUCCAGCCAUUUUGAUGCAAAACGAAACUGCAAAUUACACAUUCAAGUACAGCAUAAACAGGGCUGUCAUACGGUAUGCGUCAUCUCGUUACUAAAGGAAAUUUUUCAAAAUGGACAACCUAAGCAGUAACAGUCUGUAUGGAGGAUUUAGUCACUAUCCUACCCGGCCUUUUCUUUUGGCUAAAAUCUUUCUAAGAACGGUAUUUGGCUUGUAAAAAAGUGCCUUCAGUAACAUAGAUGUAGCUAACAACCAGAUUUUAUCUUAAUACAUGCCACAGGAAAAAGAAAGCCACAAGGAAGCCCUGGAAAUCAUUUCCAUUGUUGGUUGUUCCAUUUCUUUGGUAGCUGUAAUUCUUACCAUCAUUUUGUUGACCUGCUUUUCCCGACCACUUGAGGCAGGAGUUAAAGUGCUCAUUAACUUGUGUGCUGCAAUUGCAAUCACCUGCGUGCUGGUAAUAUUUGAAGGAUUGGCAAGAAGGAAGGUGGGCGGCGCAUUUAAAUCGUUUAAGAAAUAAGGUUGUUCGUAGUUAAUAACAUGCCAAAUAAUAGGUUUAGGUGGAAUAUGCUAGUAGGCAUCGUACACUGUGGUUUCAUUUAAGUUAGACAAUUCAGCAGUUAAAUUUCGGGAAAAAACAAACAAACAAACAAAACAAAACACAAAGGAUUGUAAGUAUCUGUGUAAUUAUAUUCAUCUAAUCCUAUUGGCGUUAUUUUACUCUACUUGAAUAUGGUUAAGAACCAUUUGAUAGCUACAAACUAACGCCAUAAUAAAUCAGUAAACAAGAACACGAAACAGUUCAAUUUUGUUCUUCCCAGCCAAAGUUUCUAUCCUUUGUUGUUUAUUAAUCGUCUUUAGAUUGAAGGGUAAGUGAUUGGAUUGAUUCUCCAGGAAAGGUGAAGCUUGCUAUAAUGAUUUUUUUGUUUUAUGACUCCUAGGCUGCUUGUCCGGUAGUGGCCGGGUUAUUGCAUUACUUCGCACUGGCUUUAUUCUCGUGGAUGCUUUGUGAGGGUAUAUUACAUUACCUUAAGGUCGUUAAACCGCUGAAAUAUGGCUUUGCCGUUGACGACUAUGUGAAGUACUUUUACAUGUGUGGAUGGGGUGAGUUUCUAAAAGCUGUUUAAUCUACGUCCCUGCAAGAACAACCCACACUAUCAUAUUUUGUGUUUCUCAUUUAAUGUCCUUAAUAACCUUAUGUUUUCAUUAUAAAUUUUAAUUGAUCAUGAAAGAAUGCAUUAAGAAGACAACUUCUUAACCCUCGGACGUACACGCUAAGUCAUACCCCCACCGAGGUACAAUAGUGGGGAGGGAGUUGAUGGAACCUCCCCCCUUGAGUUUUUGAUAUGUUGCAGUAUUUCGAAACGAUUUCGCUGCUGGAGGUCUGUGACGUCACCAAACAUGGUUACCAUAUUGGCCGCCAUCUUGGAUAUUUUCAAUUCUAAGAAAUUAGGUAAAAACAGUGAGAAUUAAUAUUUUUUGCGCUUAACAUGUAAAAUAAUACAAAAAUAGUUACUUUGCAUCAUUUUAUCCACAAGCUUUACUUUUAUUCCUGAAAGAGGUUGAAAAUAGAUGCAUUUUCACUCAAAAAUGGCUUGACCACCUCCUACUUAUGACGUCAUAUUGCGUAACCAUAGUUGCCGACCACCACUAAACUUUUUUUCAAAAUGCGAGCGAGGAAUAAACGAACAGCUACAGAAUGCUUCAAGUGUUGAUGUUUUUAUCGUCUAGGAAAAAUUCAGAAAAACCUUAGGGGUGUACGUCUCAGGGUUAAAAAAAGCAUUUUGAACAAAAUGCGAUUUUUUUUUUUAGAUUAUUUUGACAGGCUAGUUAAAAAAAAAUUGUAAGUUACAAGGCACUCAAUUUAAACCAGACUUUUAACUUCACACCAACCUUUGCAGCUGGCUAUCAGGACUACUCCUUAGGAGAUCCAACCUGACCUUGUGACUUUGUUAGCUGUGUUUGUCUUGAGAUGGAACUUGUAGAAGUGUUUGUAAAAGAGGGUCCAGGAAAGACCGAUGUAGAUAAAUUUAUAUAAUUAUCCAAGAGAUCGGAGGGAUUAAAGAAGCAAGCAAGAAGUAACGUGUGAUCACUUCGGUGACCAUACAUGACCACUAUACUAGGUGAGGUGAAAUAAUCCCUCUUAUAAUUUUGCUUCAGGCUUCCCAGCCAUCAUAGUUUCCAUUUCCUUGGCUGUCACUCAAGCAAAUGGUUACGGCAGCAAGGCAACCUGCUGGCUUGAUGUUAAGAGUGGAUUGAUUUGGACGUUUAUUGGGCCGACUUUGGUCGUUAUUUUGGUUAGUAUAAAAGAUAUUAUCUAUGGUGUACUACAAUAACAAUGUUAUUAAUCACUAAUCAAGUGACUUUAUACUAGUAAUUAAUGAUUCAGAAUUUCAUAUAUUGUUGCAUUUCCAAAUGUACCACCUAUAUGAGGCUUUAAUUACAUACAUUUUCUUUUUACGAAAAAAAAAAAAGAUGUUUAAAGAGACCAAACUAAUCAAACCGCCUUCUGUUUUGUUUGACAGAUAAAUUGUGUUGUUUUAUACCUGGUUAUGCGUAAGAUAAUGAAACCGGUGAAGGGAAAAGUAGAGGAGAAAACGCAGAUCACAAAAUUAAAGGCUGGAGUAAGAGUCUCCAUGGCCAUUCUUCCUUUGGUCGGAAUCACCUGGGUGUUUGGAAUUCUUAGCUUUAGUUCUUAUACCAUCGCGUUCAAGUACAUAUUCGCCAUCUUCAAUUCUCUUCAGGGGCUGAUGAUCUUUAUUUUUCAUUGUGCCCUUAACGGCAAGGUAGGUACUAAUCUUAAAGUGCCAUGUUAUUACGAUUAAUAAUAUACACGAAAAUAUUACUCAAUUCUGAUUGGCUGAGAAAGGAGUGCAGUUCUUCUGUAACACGAGCAAAAAACUUGUAACACGAGUGCAAAUUGCAAAUAUGGUUUCUGAUUGGCUGAAAACACAAAAUAAACCACCAAGAACCAAUCAGAUUAGAGCUGUUUUCACGACAAACAAGCUACUUAUAACAGACUACGCUAAAGUAAAAAAAUAAAGAACAACGGUUGCAACAACACGCAAACCAUGACAGCUACACUUUUCAGCAGUUUAAAUGAACAAGGAUACAAGUUUUCCAUGAUAUACAACAGGGAUUUCAAGUCACGUACGUUAUUUGUUGGGGGAGAAAGGUGUCCGGUUGCUCUCUUUGAGUCUUUUGUGGAGCGAAGACCUCUAUUAAAACAUCCAUGCGAUGGUCUGUUUUUUUCUACCUCAGCAGCAAAAGAAACCAAAAAUUCAAACAUCUGGUCCAAACUAAACCAAAGGGCGAAAAUACCAUAAGUAACGUAAUGAAAGUAUCCGUAGCUGGUACUAGCUUUAAAGCAAAGAUUGUAAGUUCAGAACAUAUCACCAAUGUCACAGGCCACGGAGGUACAAAUUUCCUUAACGACCACGAUGAAGCCGACGAAGAAGAGCUACGAUGACUCUUGCAGUAGACUAAGUGAGAUAAUGAAGACCCUAGCACUGAGAAAAAGCAAAUAUUACAUUUAAACACUGGCAGUUUCCGACAUCACAACAAUUGUGGCUCCACUCACCCAUCGAUGGCAGCGUGGGAAGAAAACAAAUUGCCUCCUUCAUUUUUGGGUUAUAAAUCUCAGAAAUUUAUCCAUGAAUCCAGCUAUGAUGGGGUCUCAGGAACAGACAAUGAUAAACAGUCGUCAAAAAACCUUAGCAAGUGUCUUCCAUCUUUGGCUCCUCGAAGCGUUCUCUUAAUUUUAGAACUUGUAAACGCUUCUUGUAAACGUCGAGCUCUCAUAAUGGAGGAUGAAUUGAAAAACACCUACUUUUACUGAUUAUUGUAAACCGAGUUAUCUUUAACAGGCUGGUGACCAUAUAAAAUCAAUCCUUGCGUUGGUCUGGAAAAAGUUUGAAUUUGAUAAAGGUAACAGUCUGUUUCAGCCAAUCAGUUGAAUGAACUAAAAACGCGCGCGCUGUCAAAAUUUGUUGCUGUAGUUAUGUUUUUCGUGUAUAUUAUUAUCACGAUUUUUCUCGUGCAAUUUGGAAUAAAAAAGCACUUGUAAAUUUUUCAUAGACCACAAAGUGCUGCUUGUUGGUCUUUGAAAAAUUUCCUCGUGCUUAUUUAUUCCAAAUUGCACUCGAAAUCAUGUGAUUACCUAUACAUAUAGCUAAAAGGACGUGUUACACUAAGCUGAUGGACUUGAAAGUUGUCUUCGGCUUUUAGAGUCAAUAUCUUACGUAAUAAGGGUUGUAAAACAUCAAGUCACCGCCUGUGAGCUCUCUGUCAAAGGCCUAGGCCAAACGUGGAACCUUUUCAUUUGACGAUCCAAACUUAGUGAGUUAAUCCUAUUCAGACCGGGAAGGCUUUUGGAGCCCCCCUCGAGAAAAAGUUGAAUAACUUCAAAACCGUUCAAGCUGUGAAUUAUCUGGGAAUAUAUUGAGGUCAUCAUGACCACCUGGUGACGUAUUCGUCAAAACAUUGACGUUACCAAAUAGCAACCAAGUUUUGAUAGCCAUGUUUUUCAAAAUUUGCAUUUUUUUUCUUGAAAAUAGAAUUAAUUCUAUUUUGACCAAUGGAAUUAUUACACUUAAAUUCACAUAAUUUCAUCCAAUUUAUCGUCACUGUUGAUGAAAUCCAGGCUUUUUAGUUACUGGUAUGAGAAAAAAAAAAAAAAAAAAAAAAAAAAAAAAAAACGAGUUAAUAUGAUCAUAUGCAGAUCCUGAGUUUACUUCUUCAUUUUCCAUCCAAAUUAGAGUUUGAUUCGUUUCAUGAAAAGUAUAUUGCUAUCGACCAAGUAUUUUUGCAUUCCAAUACAAUGUAGCUAUCUAAUUGUUUAAUCACUUUCUCCGCACAUUCUACACAUUGCAGACACAUUUGUUAUUGUUAUUGUUACUGAUUUUUUUUUUUUUUUCCAGAUGAAACAAGCUAUCAAAAAAAGGAUGAUGUAUCGGUUCAAGCGAGGCAAAUUAAAUCACAGCUUGAAAGUAAAAGAGAAAGGUGGACCUCUUUUGACCAAUUGUACGUCUGUAUAAAAUCUUGCUUCAAUCAUUUAAGGGUUAUUAUAGGCUGACUUGUUUGUUAUUAUUUUAACCAUUAAAAGACUUAUACUGUGUUUCACGGGGAGGGGUUGGGGCGGUGGCGGGGGCGGGGGCGGGGGCGGGGGCGGGGGCGGGGGCGAUUAGAAGAGCCCGUUCCUCGGGUUUUGGCUAUGCCAUGGCGUUGAAAUUGUCUGUAGUAACUGGUAAGGAGUCUACGAUCUAGGAAAGCCAUGGUAUUUUACUCUGCUUGCAGACCUUCUGCGUCUCUUAUAUCCUUUUAUGAAACGUAAAACGGUAAAACGUCGCUUAUCUACGUGAAGACAAAGAAGUCUGCACGCAGGCCUAAAAAAAGGGAAUUUAGAUGAACGCAGAUCGAUCUAACGCAGAUCUACAAGUUAUUUUAAUAUGGUAAUAAAACAUUUUUUUUCUUUACCAACCCAUCGUAUAUGAAGACUACCCGCAGUCCCUCAAAAACAUCAUUGUUUCCAGACUGGCGUCCUCACGACGAAGUGAAAUGAAAUAAACAAGCGCCCAGUCCUUGGCGAUUUCUACCCAUGGGCGAGUGACUGUUAUCGAGAAAAUCAGUUCACCGCUAUGAUGGCAGACAUAAAACGGAAGCUUCACAAAACAAACAACUUAUUUAAAAAUGGGUGACUCAAGUGGAAACUCAAGUGUCUGACUAUGUAUGGGAGUUCAGAGAUUUCUAAUAUUUUGUCGCAUGAUCUGCUUCAAACGUACUUUUUACCGUUUUAUUUUUUAUACAUCUAUAAUUGUUUUCGAUUUUUUUUAAAUUGUAACACAACAUAUUUCUUUCAUUGCAGUUACAAGAAAACGAUCAAAAUGUAAUGAACAUGAAUGUGAAGUGCUACCUAUCAGAAGAGACAACGUUGAGUUAAAUACUUUAAAAGAUCGAGAAGACGAAUCGCUCAAAACCGAAGAUGAAUCCCUAAGAAGAAGUUUGUUGUCAAACUCAAAUGAAUAGACUGUUUUUUGAGCCUCUCCGUUAUGCGAUAGAAUUGCGUAUGAAAAUAUUUUGCAGUUCUGUGCGAUUUUUUGGCAGAAAGUUUGGUAACGCAUACUGUAGUCAAAAAUACGUUAAGUUAAUAUUUUGCCGCAUUUGUACAUUUUUUGCAAUAUUAUUGCUGUCGUUUUGACCUAGGCAGUUUAAUGGGGGUGAAACUAGAUAGCAGAUAACAGGAGUAAUCAGCAGCUGUUCCAGUUAAACAAUCAAGCAUAAAAAAUGCUAACUUAAGCUAUGCAAUGGACGAAAAAAAAAAACGAAAUAAAUAAACAGCGUG
Messenger RNA from Porites evermanni, 25141 nucleotides. The record is from the annotation of a GenBank genome assembly. Lineage: Eukaryota; Metazoa; Cnidaria; Anthozoa; Scleractinia; Poritidae.